Molecule: messenger RNA, 3131 nt
Organism: Oldenlandia corymbosa var. corymbosa
Lineage: Eukaryota; Viridiplantae; Streptophyta; Magnoliopsida; Gentianales; Rubiaceae
Source: the annotation of a GenBank genome assembly
UUUUUUGUUUAACUCAUAAUAAUACUCUACUUUAGGCCAAAAAUUAUAUUAAUAUCCACACAUAAAGCUUCUGCCUUUCCUUCCUGCAAUAAUUUCUGAAAAGGAAUAUCCAAUAAAAAGCCUUUUUUUUUUUUUUGCCUUCUUGGUGCAAACAAAGAGAAGCUGGAAGCGGGUGGGAGGAUUCGAUGAGAGACAAGGAAGAGAUGAGGUGGAGGAGGAGGAAGAUGGUGGUGGAACUGGUGGCCAUUCUGGGCUGCAUUCUCUUCCUCUCCCCUGCACCCAUUAAUGCCGACACAGAUCCGAAUGAUGGUCACUUCCUCCUCUUAUUAACCUUUUCUACUAAGGCUCCUUCACUUUCAUUUCACGCAGUUUUAUGCUUUUCUUUUCUUUCCUUUUUUUUUUUGGGGUUAUGUCGGUUACUCGUUUUCCUUCAUUUACUGUUAGCCAGCUUCAAUUGAUGGUAAAAGAGUGGCAUUGUGUGUUUGUUGUUUUCCUCUUUUGGGCGGGUCUCACUCUUGUUGUUUGUGGUGGAAAAGAAAUGUUGCUUGAUUGUCUUUUCCUUCUUUCUUUGGAGCUGAUUCUUGAAAUGGGAUUUUGGUUUUGCUGGAUUUGGAAUUUGAGGAAUGGGUAAAGAUCACUUCAAUUUAUCAUGCUUUGUUUUGCUUUUGCUUUCCUUUUUUAUUUUGAGUUUUGGCGUUUUAGUGGUAGUUCAAGGUAUAAUGAUGGUGGAUUAGUCGUUUUGACUAGCUGAUGUAAUAACAAUAAUUCUGAAAAGGCUUCAGGUUGAUUUUUAAGUCUCCCUACUGAAUAACCUUGAUGGUUCCGUAAACAAUGGCGUCUUGCUCUUGGUUUGAUUGUACCACGAAAUGCGUGUGUAAUGUUUUGUUGUAUUUUUGAUGGGUUGGUCUUUUAUUUUUUUCUUUUGUUGUAUUGUUCAUACCUACUAUAAAAGCACGAUCACUUCACUUUUGUUACAAUACUUCUCUGAUUGUUGUAAUGUUAACUCAUUAUUCUGGCUACUUUGUUUGCACAGUAUCUGCUCUCACGGAUCUGUACAGGAGUUUGAACUCUCCGCCUGCACUAAGCAAAUGGAAUGCCAAUGGCGGCAAUCCUUGUGGAGAAUCCUGGAAAGGCAUUAAAUGCUCUGGUUCAAGGGUCUCAGAAAUGUAAUUUUUGAGCCAUAUCCUUUCCCUAUGUAAUUCUUGGGCCCAGCUUCUGGUUUUGAGUUUUAUUUUGCUGUGAUCAGUGAUUUAUCAGGUCUUGGAUUGUCUGGUUCGUUUGGUUUUCAGCUUGACAAAUUGACAUCGCUGACGAAGUUUGAUGUUAGCAACAAUAACUUUGCAUCCCAGUUGCCUUACCAACUACCGCAAAAUGUGGAGCAUCUAAAUUUAGCCCAUAAUGGCUUCACCGGUCAACUUCCCUACUCUUUCUCCCAGAUGACUUCUCUUAAGGACAUAGAUGUCAGUCACAACCAGUUUCAAGGUCAAGUAAACGUCAUGUUCAGCGAUCUUAAAAGCCUCUCAAAGCUGGAUUUUUCAUUCAAUCAAUUGUCGGGAGAUCUUCCUGGCACUAUGAGUUCUCUGACAAGCAUAAAGGAGAUGUACUUGCAGAACAAUCAGUUUACGGGCACUAUUGACGUUCUCGCAAAUCUUCCCCUGGAUACUCUGAAUGUCGAGAACAACCGUUUCACUGGCUGGAUUCCUGGUCAGUUGAAAGGCAUAAACUUGCGGUCAGGUGGUAAUUCGUGGACAAAUGGUCCGGCGCCACCUCCUCCUCCCGGAACACCUCCUACACCUGGCAGGAAGCACAAGCCUGGAGGCAAUGCUAAUCAGUCUGACAACAGUAGCGGUGGAAAAUCAGGCAUUGGUGGCGGGGGUAUUGCAGGAAUUGUGAUUUCCCUUCUAGUCGUUGGAGCCAUUGUAGCUUUCUUUAUUGUUAAGAGACGGUCAAGGAGACCAACUCCGGAUAUAGAGAAGCAGGACAAACAGCCUUUUGCUCCUCUUGCUUCACAGGAAGUGCAAGAAAUGAAAUCUGUUCAACCUCCUUCAACCGCUGGCACUAAAACAUUUGAAACUCCUGCUGUGCUAAAUCUCAAGCCUCCUCCUAUCGACCGUAACAAAUCCUUCGAUGAAGAUGAUGUCGCUGUGGUGGCUCCGAUUGUUACUCCUAGGAAAGCUGUCACAAUUCCGAUAGAGGCUAAGCAAUACUCAGUAGCAGACCUACAAAUGGCAACAGAUAGCUUCAGUGCUGAAAACCUUAUUGGCGAAGGAUCAAUUGGGCGUGUUUAUCGAGCUGAAUUUGAUGACGGAAAGGUUCUGGCGGUAAAAAAAGUAAAAGCAUCGGCUCUUCCCAAUUCUGAAGAUUUUCUAAAUAUAGUUGCUGGUAUAUCUCGUCUUCAUCACCCAAAUGUGACUGAGCUGGUUGGUUACUGUUCGGAGCAUGGACAGCAUUUGUUGGUUUACGAGUUCCAUAAAAAUGGCUCACUCGGUGAUCUCCUACAUUUAUCGGACGAGUACAGCAAACCACUUACAUGGAAUACCCGUGUCAAGAUUGCUUUGGGAACUGCACGUGCUUUAGAGUAUCUACACGAAGUUUGUUCACCAUCGGUAGUUCAUAAAAACUUUAAAUCAGCUAAUAUCUUACUUGACUUGGAACUCAAUCCUCACCUUUCUGACUGUGGAUUAGCUAGCCUUAUCAACGACGCGGAUCUGGGAUCUGGGUACAGCGCACCCGAGGUUUCCAUGUCUGGUCAAUAUACCAUAAAGAGUGAUGUUUAUAGUUUUGGAGUGGUUAUGUUGGAACUUCUUACUGGAAGGCAAGCAUUUGACAGCUCAAGAACAAGAUCCGAGCAGUCUUUAGUUCGUUGGGCAACCCCUCAACUCCAUGACAUUGAUGCUUUGUCUAAGAUGGUUGAUCCAGCACUCAAAGGGCUGUAUCCUGUGAAAUCUCUUUCUAGGUUUGCUGAUGUGAUUGCCCUGUGUGUCCAGCCCGAGCCCGAAUUUCGGCCGCCAAUGUCAGAAGUGGUCCAAGCGUUGGUCCGGCUAGUGCAGCGAGCAAACAUGAGCAAGAGAACAGUGGGGAAUGAACAAAGCUCAUCAGCGCGCUCUAACCACUCUGACGAGCAAGAGUAG